This is a messenger RNA of Xyrauchen texanus (razorback sucker), 2314 nucleotides long. Its product is annotated as angiopoietin-related protein 7. The transcript has 7 exons. The coding region runs from base 235 to 1638 and encodes 467 amino acids. Lineage: Eukaryota; Metazoa; Chordata; Actinopteri; Cypriniformes; Catostomidae. The record is from RefSeq and is a predicted model, not a curated record.
UAAAGAGAGAGUGGAAGAGGAUCACUUUCUUGCCACAUUCAAAAUAACAACAGUCUGUCUUGUGAAAGAAUGUAGGUUGGAUUUCUAGCGAACAUCUGACCAAUCACUUUCUCCAUCUCAAUUACUUCCCAUCUGCUCUAAAGAUGUCUAGAGACAGCCGAAUACAAUAAGCUUUAUCAGUCUGAAGCACUCACUUUUCAGGAUCUGAACUCAGGAAAAAUAAAAAAUAAAAUCAUGAUGAGGAUUUUACUCUACAAUCCUUACUUUACCAGGAGAACUUCAUCCAGCAGCAGAGUAAAGUCAGCUCUGCUUUAUGGUUUGUUAUUCUUGGCAACAUGGGUCCAAGUUCCUGUUGUCAAAUCCAAAGAUGCUGUUAAAGAAUCCCAAAACAAAGACUUCAAUGAAACAGACUCUCCUAAAACAGACUCCUCUCAGACGGAAACACAUCACAUUAGCAGUGGCCAAAUGCAGUGUGGUGAAUACAGUAAGGAAGUGAUGCUAAAUGGACAGUGUCGUUUAAUUGCCACACUACCACAACUGGAGGAGCAGAGGUGUCCUGACAUGUUCCGCUGUACUGAUGAAGUGUCCUAUUGGCUGCAUGAGAAUGAGGAGCGCAAGGAGCAAAUGCAAGACUUGAAAGAGACCAUCUCUGAACUUCAAGAGGAUCUACGGAAUCACAGGCAUCGCAUCAAAGUGCUGGAAUUGCAAAGUGAGAAUUAUGGCAUGAACUCAUCUUCAGAACAUCGCUUCCACACACUGCAGCAGCUCUAUGAAGAAACCAACACACUGCUGCACAUCCAUGGAUCACUCAUCUAUGACAUGCAAGCACAGAUCCGCAACCUCACUAUGAUAGUGGAGCGUGUGCGUCGCAAUCCUGGCUGCAUGAUCAACAUCAUUCGCACAAACCCGCUGCUCAACGCCCAAGAUACCCUACACCCAGAGGUUCAGCACAUAAGAAACUGCCCUAUUGACUGUGCAUCACUCUACUACAACGGAGUCCACAGGUCUGGAAUUUUUACUGUAGUGCCCUCUUUGGGAUCGACACCAGUAGAAGUUUACUGUGAUAUGGAGACCCAGGGAGGUGGCUGGACCAUGUUUCAGCGUCGGCAGGAUGGAAAGAUCAAUUUUAAUCGAAAAUGGACAGAAUACAGGGAUGGGUUUGGAGAUCUACGUGCAGAGUUUUGGCUGGGAAAUGACCACAUCCAUGACAUCUCCAGCCAGGGAGACUAUUCACUUCGCAUUGACCUGGAGGAUUGGAAUGGCAAGCACAAGCAUGCACUGUACCAAUACUUCUGGAUUGAGAAUGAGGAAAACCACUAUCGUCUCCAUGUAUCUGGAUUCAGUGGUACUGUGGAAGACUCAUUUAGUUGGUACCAUGACAAGCAAAGCUUCAGCACUCCUGACACAGGUGACAUCUGCGCUGAGAUUUCUCAUGGAGGCUGGUGGUACCACCAGUGCUUCUUUUCCAACCUGAAUGGAGUGUAUUAUAAGGGGGGGCGUUACUCUGCCAAAGGGAAGAAUCUACUGGGACCUGAUGGGAUUGUGUGGUACUCAUGGAAGGACUCAGAUUACUACUCACUCAAGAAGGUGAGCAUGAUGAUCCGCCCACGGAUGUACAGGCCACGUCUCUCCCCGUAACACUGCUAUAGGACCUAUAUGUAAAUCCAUACUGCGCUGACAUCAAAAGGUCAUUGUUGAUUCUCCAUGACAAAGCAAUUGCAUAACCUGUAAUUAAAGGGAAAGUCCCAUCUGGAAUUUCCACUUGUCACAUUGUGGUCAUUCAUAUCUCACAAUCAUGUUGUGCUGCAUACUAAAUUAAUAGUUUAACUGUAAUUAAACUAAUCUAAGCAUGUAUUUAUAAAACAUCAUGCCUUUAGAUUGUGACUGAUAUUUUUUAACUCUGAUACAACAAACAUACCAACACAUUUUUUCAGCUAUGUGAACCUACAUUGCAUGUUUUUAAUAAUCAUUUAGAAUUUGUUUAAUACUUUGUAUAUAAUUGGUGUUACAUUCAUUUUGUUGGCUAGCAAUCAAAUAUUCGGAUGAUUUAAUUGUAUUUGAGAACAUUUGGCAACAUAUAAUCACUGUUAAUGGGCAUCCUACCACAUACUGUAUGCCACUGUACAUAUGUAAAUAAGUUUGCUUUAUAAGCCAUAAUAUUUCUGUUAACUGAUUAAAUGUAUUAUAGAGGUAACAGAUGCUCAUACAAUCCCAAAAAUGUACAGCUUUUUAAUGCCUAAAUAUUGUAUAUUUCACAUUGUUUACAUUUUGUAUCUAUUUUGAGAAUGUAUAAAAAUGUCUGUUUCUGACAUGU